Messenger RNA from Brienomyrus brachyistius, 752 nucleotides. RefSeq names its product crystallin, beta B1, like 3 (gene crybb1l3). Gene Ontology annotation, biological process: visual perception; lens development in camera-type eye. Gene Ontology annotation, molecular function: structural constituent of eye lens. Lineage: Eukaryota; Metazoa; Chordata; Actinopteri; Osteoglossiformes; Mormyridae. The annotation marks the transcript as partial. The record is from RefSeq and is a predicted model, not a curated record. The transcript is spliced from 4 exons.
UUGCCUCCUCUGUGUUACCAGGUCUGGCUCUUCGAGUUUGAGAACUUCCAGGGCCGAAGGGUGCACCUGACGGGGGAAUGUUCUAACAUCUGUAAUUAUGGUUUUGACCGGGUCAAGUCCAUCAGGGUAGACUGUGGACUGUGGGUAGGAUAUGAGCAGCAAAGCAUGAUGGGUGAGAUGUUCAUGCUGGAGAAAGGAGAGUACCCUCGCUGGGACAGCUGGACUAGCAGCUACAGAAAUGACCACCUCAUAUCUGUCAGACCGGUUUACAUGAAUGGUAUGCAUCAUAAGAUUUGCCUGUUUGAAUGUGCCAACUUUGAUGGUCGCAAGAUGGAGGUUUGCGAUGAGGACAUCCCCAGUCUGUGGUCCUACAGCUUCCAGGACCGCGUGGCCAGCAUCCAGGUCACUGGUGGAGUUUGGGUGGGCUACCAGUAUCCUGGUUACCGUGGUUACCAGUACGUGUUUGAGUGUGGUACCUAUCCACACUGGAACAACUGGGGUGCCCGCCAUCCCCAGAUCCAGUCUAUCCGACGUGUGAAGGACUCACAGACGUACCACCGGGGCCACUUCACCAUGGGUCUGUAGGAGCAGCCAAGCUGAGCUAGCGUCCCCUUUGGCGAACACGACAAAAUAAAACUAUUAUCAGUAAUAAGCAUAAGAACCAUCAGAUGCACAGUUUGUACUCCUGCUCUCAGUAAUCACUAUAGGCCAAUAGUAUCGCCGUGAUUGGUAACUGGAUCCAGCCACAAUAU